Hyalella azteca is the source of this 943-nucleotide messenger RNA. RefSeq names its product peptidyl-prolyl cis-trans isomerase A2. Bases 16 to 672 code for a protein of 218 amino acids. Gene Ontology annotation, molecular function: peptidyl-prolyl cis-trans isomerase activity. The record is from RefSeq and is a predicted model, not a curated record. The transcript is spliced from 2 exons. Gene Ontology annotation, biological process: protein folding; protein peptidyl-prolyl isomerization. Lineage: Eukaryota; Metazoa; Arthropoda; Malacostraca; Amphipoda; Hyalellidae.
CAAUUAUGAAAUUGGAUGUGGUCAAAAACUGUGACGACUGCUCCAGCUGCGAAGAUGUUGCUACGCAAUAUUCCUUUUUUGAAGCUGUGCGGCGCUGCUGGUGGUAUGACUGCAGGGAUCUCGUUUUCAAUGUUUCAUUUCUCAACGUCAGCUGCUUCAAGAUCAUCGGACUAUGUUCCCAAAGUGUACUUUGAUAUAGCGGCUAAUGAUAAGCCGCUCGGUCGCAUUAUCAUAGAGCUACGCAACGACGUGGUGCCCAAGACAGCCGAAAACUUCCGCCAGCUCUGCACGGGCGAGCAAGGCUUCGGUUAUAAAGGAUCCAUCUUUCACCGCAUUAUUCCCGAUUUUAUGUGUCAAGGUGGGGAUUUUACUCGAGGUAAUGGUACUGGAGGCAAGAGUAUCUAUGGUGAAAAAUUUCCUGAUGAGAAUUUUAAGCUGCGACACGAUAGGCCUGGCUUGUUGUCCAUGGCUAAUGCUGGACCUAACACGAACGGAUCCCAAUUUUUCAUUACAACUGUACCAUGUGAUUGGUUGAAUAACAAGCAUGUUGUCUUUGGACGAGUUCUUGAAGGAAUGGAGGUUGUCAAGGCUAUGGAAAAACUAGGAUCUCGAUCUGGGAAGCCCUCGCAGAAAGUUAUCAUCACUGAUUGCAAUGAAUUAAAGGAGGAAUGAAAGAUUUUCAAUUCGCGUUAUUUUGUACUUUGAUUUUUACUAAUAAUCAGUCGUAUGAGAGUAUGCAAUGCCUUAAAAAUCCAGCAUAAAAGUAAGUUAUUCCAUCGGUUGCCCUGUAAAUUAUAAUAGGAAGUUCAUGUGUAGUAUAUAAAAUAUUAUCUAUUUGCUCUAACUGCAUUUGAAAAUAUUCACUUAAAUUUUAUGCUGCUGUUAGCCGAGUCAUCGUCACUUCAGUGUUGUAAAAUCUUCAUUAAUAAACACGACUGUUUCA